AUGCCUACAAAGCCCACCUUCGACUCUCUUCCCCUUCACCCCGAUGGCCCCCGAGGCAACGCCUGGGGUCUCUUUGGAGACAAGGAUCAGAUGGGUAUGUUGAACCUGCUCACCCCGGAAAAUACUGCGGCCGCAGCCAAGGAGAUUGUCGAAGGAGUGCGCGUUUCCACCGAUUGGCCGCUCAAUAGUAUGGCCACGCCGUGCUUUGGGCGGGCGCCAUUUCAGCAUACCAUCAAGAACAAGGCCCCUCGCCCAGUAAAUGAUGAUAUCCUGGUCUUGAACACACAGAGUAGCUCUCAAUGGGAUGGCUUUCGGCACUUUGGGGCCAAGGAUGGAUCCUUUUACAAUGGAUGCUCUCAGCACGAUAUCGAGAGCUCGACUCGGAAUGGAAUCCACGUCUGGGCGGACAACGGCGGUAUCGUCGGACGUGGAGUGUUGCUCGACUAUGUGACAUGGGCCGAGGCUAAGGGAAAGCCCGUCAACUGCUUCGAGGCCCAGUCAAUCCCACUCGAUGAUCUGCUGGAGGUGGCGGCUAGUCAGAAGACAACCUUUCGCCCCGGUGACAUCUUGUUCAUCCGGACCGGCUGGACCCGUGCGUACGAGAAGCUCUCCCAGGCGGAGUGCGAGCAACUUGCCAACUACGCGGCACCUCCAGUGAUCGGAGUCAAGUCAUCGGAGGCCAUUCUUCGCUGGAUCUGGGAGAAUGGGUUUGCCGCCGUUGCCGGUGACCAGCCUGCAUUUGAGGCGUACCCAUGCCAGAAUUCCGACUUCUUCCUGCAUGAGUGGCUGCUUGCAGGGUGGGGAGUGCCAAUCGGCGAGCUCUUCGACUUGGAGCGACUCAGUCGGGAAUGUCGUCAGCGUGGAAGAUAUACCUUUUUCUUCAGCAGUGUUCCAAUAAAGGACCGUCAGGUUCAUCGGUCCAUGGUAGCAUGCAAUCGAUGUCGCAAUCGCAAAACUCGAUGCGCCGGUAGCCCACCUCUUCCUUGCGCUGCAUGCCUUGAUGUCGAUCAGCCGUGUAUCUAUUCAGAGGCCGAGAAACGCGUCUCCAUCACUGAGAGUUACUUUCGUCAAUUGCAAUCGCAGGUUCGCACACCCCGUACCCCCAAUGGCGCGAAUACCUAUUCCUCGAAGACCCCGGACAUCUCCAAUACACCCGAAGAGCUCAAGGUUGGCUCUCCUCCCAGUCGACCGACCCCGUCGAGCGUGCCAUCCACCGCUACUCGAGGUUCGGAAAGCGAGAUCCUGCCGUUGGAGCGAGAUGACUGGUGGUAUAAGGGGACAGACAACCUGUUCUUGAAUCGAUCUGGAGAACAUCACUUUGUGGGCGCAUCAUCGACCACCCAUUUGGCUAAGCGUUUAAAUCCGACAUCAUCGAACCUGGCUUGGGAUGUGCGCCCGCUUUAUGAUGAUCCGUCAUCACUAAGACGACCGGUCGCGGGCGCUCUGCCCCAACUCCCACCCUUUGACUUUGCGAAGCGCCUAUUCUGGGUACAAUAUGCCUAUAUCGGCACCAUCUUCUCCCUGAUCCAUCCGAAAGAAUUUGAAGAACGUCUUGAUUUUGUCUACCACCAGCCGCCUGACUUCUCCCACCGGGAAACAUGCCUCGUCUACUGCCAAUCCCUUUUGGUUAUUGCGUUCGGCUUGAUGUAUUCGGUCAACCAGUGGUCUGGCGAUGAUGGACCACCAGGAUUCAAGUAUUUCAAACAUGCUCUGCGAUUCUUGCCCGAUAUAUACGAAGAGGGCUCGAUCUUUUUCGUCGAGGUGCUGUGCUAUGUAGCAUAUUAUAUGCAGAACCUCAACCGCAGAGACGCCGCUUUUCUCUAUAUCGGACUCGCUCUCCGCAUGGCUAUUUCACUAGGUCUUCACCAAGAAGUGUCCGACCAAGACAUUACCCCGACAGACCGCAAUCGCCGACGGCGAGCUUGGUGGUCGGUUUAUAGUCUGGACCGAAUCCUGUCGGUCAAAUCCGGAAACCCCAUCACCAUCCACGACGAAGAUAUUGGAAUCACCUGGCCGGCUGCAUUGGAUGGGUCAACCUCAGACCCCUGGCCGGGAAUUGUCUUAACUCACUACACACAGCUCUCUCGAAUCUUGGGACGAAUUGGUGAAGAGAUUUAUCGAAAGAAACCUCGCUCCGGGUCGAACCUCAUCAUGUCUGUUCAAAGUAUGACAAAUGACCUCUCCGGCUGGUUGCGACAAGUGCCCGAUCGCCUUCGCAUUGAUUUUACUACCCUCGAUAGUCCCAUCAACCGAGAAUCGGUUUCUAUAAACUUGCAUUUCUAUUCAUGCGUGAACAUGACCGCCCGCCCGCUAGUGUUCUAUGUCAUCCAGCGAAGACUAGAUGCUGGGAUGCUGGGUGCUUCCGCUGAAGACUGGAAAGAAGGAUUGGCUCCGAACACAGUCGCGGUCAUCGAUAGUUGCAUCACCGCUGCCCGUGCCACCACGAUGAUCAUGGAUGCAGCCGCCAAACAAAACUUAGUCGCUACGUAUGGCUAUUUAGAUGGCGAGUAUAUCUUCUCUGCGGCAUUGUUGCUCGUCAUGGUGAAUGCAGCAUUCCCGCAUAAUGAGACUAAUGCGCGGUCAAUGGAGACUGCUCUUACUCUGUUACGAAGUAUGGCCGAUCGCGGUAACGCCUACUUGGGUUCACGCCAUUCCCUUCUUCUGGAAUUACGGGCCUCGAUCGGACCUAAACCCGCCGGAAACGAUCUAGAUGGUUCAAGUGUUGCGCUCGCUCUCCCACCGAGUCCCAACGGUGAACAUGCGACCGGUACUACGACACUGGCAGAUCCUGAGCCUCAUCCCACCGUAGCGACGGAGGAUUGGCAGUCCGACCUACCAUCAUUCCAGGACAUUUCUUUCCAGUUUGAUCUGAAUGAUGACCCGGCACUGUGGGAGGGGGCGUUGAAUCAGAUCGAUAUUGACAUGGAUACCGACUGGAUCGAAAACACCCUGAAGCGUUUAUAA
This is a messenger RNA of Penicillium waksmanii, 2964 nucleotides long. Its product is annotated as transcription factor domain-containing protein. The transcript is spliced from 11 exons. Gene Ontology annotation, molecular function: DNA binding; zinc ion binding; arylformamidase activity. NCBI's taxonomy places the organism in Eukaryota, Fungi, Ascomycota, Eurotiomycetes, Eurotiales, Aspergillaceae. Gene Ontology annotation, biological process: regulation of DNA-templated transcription; DNA-templated transcription. The coding region runs from base 1 to 2964 and encodes 987 amino acids. The record is from RefSeq and is a predicted model, not a curated record.